Eufriesea mexicana is the source of this 2097-nucleotide messenger RNA. Its product is annotated as E3 ubiquitin-protein ligase RAD18. The record is from RefSeq and is a predicted model, not a curated record. Gene Ontology annotation, biological process: protein monoubiquitination; DNA damage tolerance. Lineage: Eukaryota; Metazoa; Arthropoda; Insecta; Hymenoptera; Apidae. Bases 1 to 2097 code for a protein of 698 amino acids. Gene Ontology annotation, cellular component: nucleus; Rad6-Rad18 complex. Gene Ontology annotation, molecular function: single-stranded DNA binding; ubiquitin protein ligase activity. The transcript has 7 exons.
AUGUGGCCUCAAGAAUUUAUAGAGUUGAAGCAUAUAGAAAAUUUAUUGGUUUGUGGGAUAUGUUACGAAUUCAUGGAUACAUCUGUUAUAACAUCAUGUUCUCAUAGCUAUUGUUCUUUAUGUAUUAGAAAGUAUUUACAUUAUAAAACACAAUGUCCUGUAUGUUUUGCAGAGACUUUCGAGAAGGAUUUAAGGAAAAAUAAAGUGCUUGAUGAAAUUAUAACACAUUUUUCACAAAUUAAAGAUAAAUUAAAGAGAUCUUUACAAAUUCAGAUUCAGUUUACAAAAUUUAAUGAAACUGACUAUAAAAAUAAAGAUGUAUAUAUAAAUAAAGAAGAAGAUAAAACUGCUUGUAAUAAAAUUAGUAAUAAUAUUAGUAAUAUUAUUAAAAUCAGUAGUAAUAUUCCUACUUUAAAAAAUAACACAUCACCAUCAAUAAAUAUACAUAAAGAUGCAUCUAGUCCUGGCACAAGUGGGAUACAUAAAAUACCAUUAAUUUUCACUCCUAAAAGUAGCAAACGCCCAAUUACAACAAAUUUAGAAGAAAGUAAAGUCGUAAUGUGUCCAGUAUGUAAAGUUACAGUUUGUGAAUUGAAUAUAAACAGACAUCUUGAUGAUUGUCUGAAAAGAGAAUCAAUGAAAGAGAAGCCACAAAUAACAGCAUCAACACGUAAACCAUUGCCAAAGUUAGUUUUUAAUUUAAUGAAAGAUGCUGUAUUAAAGAAAAAAUUAAAAGAAUUUGGUUUGCCAACAAACGGGGAUCGGAGAGUUUUGGAAACGCGAUUACAAAGAUAUAUUGUUCUGUAUAAUGCAGAAUGUGAUAAAUCUAAUCCACGACCGGUUUCAGAAUUAAUAAAACAAUGCGACGAGGAAGAAAAUCUCGAGAGAAAAAUUAAUAAAACGCUUUUCUUAAAUAAGUUACAAGUGACUAGAAAUACAGAACAAAAUGUUGUAGAAGAAGAGCGAAAAAAAUAUUUGGAAGCACACAAAGAUAGUUUUGAAAGUUUAAUUGAGGCAAUCAAAAGUGUUGGUUCUUCAAAGAAAUCAUCAGUACGCCGUAGUUUAUUACACGAACGCAUUCAAAACAAUGAAGAAAUUCCACAGAAACGUCAAGUAAUAGCUAAAAAUUUGGAUGAUUCAAUAAUCUGUACUGAAAAAGAUAACUCUGUGUCUUUCAAUUCUGCUGUAUAUAUUCCAGACUCUGAUUCUGAUACUUCUUGUCCAUUACAAAUGUAUUCUAGUACUGAUCCAAAAGCAUUUCUUAAUAUAGAAUUAUCUCCUGCUAGUAAUGCUUUACGGAGUAAGACUCAAAUAAGUGACCAAGAAAAUGUUGAUCGGGAAGAAUCUAUGUUAGCUAAUUGUUCAUCUAUAAAAAUAAAUAAUAUAGGACAAGAUGAUAAUUCAGAUGCAUGUAGUGAUACAUCUGUGUAUAAUAACUCAACACAGUCAGUAACAGAAAAUAAAUUUUUUAAAGAUACAUUAAAAAAUGAUUCUAAAAAUUCAUCUAGUACUCCUAGAUAUAAAAAAUUAUUACAAACAAAGGAGAAAUCAUCUUUAAAAGAUGAAAUUAAACAAAUGGAUUCUAUUGAUACAUGUAGAAAAGAUCUUGAUACUAAUAAUACUUCAGAUCAAGAGGAAGAGGAAAAUGCGGAAUCAGCAUCUAUCGUGCAUGAUAUGCUACGUGAUUUAUCAUCGAAUUAUAGUAUUAACAGUAAACUUAAUCAUGGCAAAUUACAUUCUACUAACAGUGGAUUUUUAAAUAGUACACUUAAUGAUUCAAAUUUGGAAAAAGAUGAUAUAAGUUCUUCUCCUGAAUGUAGUACAAAUCGUUCUCUUCGAAAGAGAACGUGUGAUUCGAUGCAAACUGAUAGUAAAUUCAUAUCAAAUAGAAAGAAAAGAAUUAAAAAAUCAUUUCGUUCCAACUCAGUUGAAAUUAAAGAAUCAAAUAACGAAGAACCUUUAUGUACCUUAAACGAUAAAAAAAUGGAUUGUUUACAAAAUAAACCACAAUUGAGAAAAAAACUGUUAAAUAUUACAGAAGAUACAAAUAUCCCACGAAAAUCUACUAGAAAAAAGCUUAUAAAUAAUGAUCCAUAA